GGUACAAGUGGCUCGGUUUCAGUUUCGCUCUCGCGCGCACCGGGCUCGUGUUGCUGUGGCGGUUGGUUUUAUCGUGGGGGGGCUCUCGCGCCGGUUCUUUCGCCCGCCCGUUUCCACGGCCCCACGCGCGCGCGCGCCAUGAGCUCCAGCUACGACCGCGCCAUCACCGUCUUCUCGCCGGACGGCCACCUCUUCCAGGUGGAGUACGCACAGGAGGCGGUGAAGAAAGGCUCGGCGGCGGUUGGUGUGCGAGGAAAAGGAAUUGUGGUCCUCGGAGUGGAAAAGAAAUCUGUAGCCAAAUUGCAAGAUGAAAGAACUGUAAGGAAGAUCUGUGUAUUGGAUGACAAUGUUUGUAUGGCCUUUGCAGGACUCACAGCUGACGCCCGAAUAGUGAUAAAUAGAGCUCGUGUGGAGUGUCAAAGCCAUAGACUCACGGUAGAAGAUCCAGUCACAGUUGAAUACAUCACACGCUUUAUUGCCAGUUUGAAACAGCGUUAUACACAAAGUAAUGGACGCAGACCAUUUGGUAUUUCUGCACUGAUUGUGGGUUUUGACUUUGAUGGAACAGCACGACUAUAUCAGACUGAUCCAUCAGGCACCUACCAUGAAUGGAAGGCCAAUGCCAUAGGGAGAAGUGCAAAGACUGUCAGAGAAUUCUUGGAGAAAAACUACACUGAAGAAGCUACUGCCACAGACAGUGGUACCAUAAAGCUUGCAAUAAAAGCUUUAUUGGAGGUUGUACAGUCUGGAGGAAAACACAUUGAAUUAGCGGUGAUGAAGCAUGAACAACUCUUAAGGAUCCUAAAUCCUGAGGAAAUUGAGAAGUACGUUUCAGAAAUUGAGAAAGAACGGGAAGAAGCUGAAAAGAAAAAGGCGCCAAAAACCUAAAGCUUUUUUAAAAAUAUAAAACUCUCCUGUAUUUACUAAUUGCAAUUAUGGGAAUAAACUGAAGAAUUGUGCCUCAA
Mobula hypostoma (lesser devil ray) is the source of this 965-nucleotide messenger RNA. RefSeq names its product proteasome subunit alpha type-7. Gene Ontology annotation, cellular component: proteasome core complex; proteasome core complex, alpha-subunit complex; nucleus. The coding region runs from base 139 to 888 and encodes 249 amino acids. Gene Ontology annotation, biological process: ubiquitin-dependent protein catabolic process; proteasomal protein catabolic process. The record is from RefSeq and is a predicted model, not a curated record. Lineage: Eukaryota; Metazoa; Chordata; Chondrichthyes; Myliobatiformes; Myliobatidae. The transcript is spliced from 7 exons.